This is a messenger RNA of Prionailurus viverrinus (fishing cat), 3095 nucleotides long. RefSeq names its product solute carrier family 15 member 1 (gene SLC15A1). The transcript is spliced from 23 exons. The coding region runs from base 249 to 2372 and encodes 707 amino acids. Gene Ontology annotation, cellular component: membrane. The record is from RefSeq and is a predicted model, not a curated record. NCBI's taxonomy places the organism in Eukaryota, Metazoa, Chordata, Mammalia, Carnivora, Felidae. Gene Ontology annotation, biological process: transmembrane transport; oligopeptide transport. Gene Ontology annotation, molecular function: dipeptide transmembrane transporter activity.
GACAGCGGAGCCCGGGCGCGGCCGGGACAGGUAGCCUCCCGCCGGGGCUCAAGGGGCGCUACCCUCUGCUCCCUGCGGUUCCACCGCCUCCGAGGGUGGAGCCGGCCGCCCCGCCUGCACACCUCCAGCGGCACAGGUGGCUGGGCAGGGCCUGGAAACAAAGUCAUAAGAGCAGCACCUUGAAAAAAAAAGUCCUCUCUCCUGGACUCCCCGCUCGCUAGUCGCAGGGAGCCCUCGGAGCCGCCACCAUGGGAAUGUCCAGAUCACAGGGCUGCUUCGGUUACCCCCUGAGCAUCUUCUUCAUCGUGGUCAAUGAGUUCUGUGAAAGAUUUUCCUACUAUGGAAUGAGAGCGCUCCUGAUUCUGUACUUCAGACGGUUCAUCGGAUGGGACGAUAAUCUGUCCACGGCCAUCUACCACACGUUUGUGGCUCUGUGCUACCUGACGCCCAUCCUUGGCGCGCUGAUCGCGGACUCCUGGCUGGGAAAGUUCAAGACGAUCGUGUCGCUGUCCAUCGUGUACACAAUCGGACAGGCGGUGAUUUCAGUCAGUUCCAUUAAUGACCUCACAGACUUCGACCAUGACGGAAUCCCUGACAACCUCCCCACACAUGUGGCACUGUCCAUGAUUGGCCUGGCCCUGAUAGCUCUGGGAACCGGAGGAAUAAAGCCCUGUGUGUCUGCGUUUGGUGGAGACCAGUUCGAAGAGGGCCAGGAAAAACAAAGAAACCGAUUCUUUUCCAUCUUUUAUUUGGCCAUUAAUGCUGGAAGCUUGCUUUCUACUAUCAUCACUCCCAUGCUCAGAGUUCAACAAUGUGGAAUUCACAGUAAACAAGCUUGCUACCCACUGGCAUUUGGGGUCCCUGCUGCUCUCAUGGCUGUAGCUCUGAUUGUGUUCGUCAUUGGCAGUGGAAUGUACAAGAAGUUUCAGCCCCAGGGUAAUGUCAUGGCUAAAGUUGUCAAGUGCAUUGGUUUUGCCCUCAAAAACAGGUUUAAGCAUCGGAGUAAGGAGUUUCCCAAGAGGGAGCACUGGCUGGACUGGGCUAAAGAGAAAUAUGAUGAGCGGCUCAUCUCUCAAAUUAAGAUGGUUACGAGGGUGAUGUUCCUGUAUAUCCCGCUCCCAAUGUUCUGGGCCUUGUUUGACCAGCAGGGCUCCAGGUGGACACUGCAAGCCACAGCUAUGAGUGGGAAAAUUGGACUUCUUGAAAUUCAGCCGGACCAGAUGCAGACCGUGAACGCCAUCUUGAUCGUCAUCAUGGUCCCCAUUGUGGAUGCUGUGAUAUAUCCUCUGAUUGCAAAAUGUGGCUUCAAUUUCACCUCUUUGAAGAAGAUGACAGUUGGAAUGUUCCUGGCUUCCAUGGCUUUCGUGGUGGCGGCAAUUGUGCAAGUGGAAAUUGAUAAAACUCUUCCAGUCUUCCCCAAACAAAACGAAGUCCAGAUUAAAGUACUGAAUAUAGGAAAUGAUAACAUGACUGUAUAUUUUCCUGGAAGCGCGGUGACACUUGACCAAAUGUCCCAGACAAAUGAAUUUAUGACGUUUGAUGUAGACAAACUGACAAGUAUAAACAUCUCUUCUACUGGAUUACCCAUCACUCCAGUAACUCAUAAGUUUGAGCAGGGCCAUCGCCAUACCCUGCUAGUGUGGGCCCCCAAUAACUACCGCGUGGUAAAAGAUGGCCUUAACCAGAAGCCAGAAAAAGGGGAAAAUGGCAUCAGAUUUAUAAAUAGUUUCGAUGACAGCUUCAACAUCACAAUGGAUGGAAAAGUGUAUGUGAACGUCACCAGUCACAAUGCCAGCGAAUAUCAGUUUUUUCCUUUGGGCGUAAAAAGCUUUACGCUAAGCCCAACACAACAGACUCCACCACAGUGUAAGAAUGAUUUCCAAUCAUCCAACCUGGAAUUCGGUAGUGCCUAUACCUAUGUAAUCAGAAGGAAGAGUGACGGCUGUGCUGAAUUGCACAUGUUUGAAGAUAUUGCACCCAACACAGUUAACAUGGCUCUGCAGAUCCCACAGUAUUUCCUGAUCACCUGCGGUGAAGUGGUUUUCUCUGUCACGGGAUUGGAGUUCUCAUAUUCUCAGGCCCCCUCCAACAUGAAGUCGGUGCUUCAGGCGGGAUGGCUGUUGACAGUGGCUGUCGGCAACAUCAUUGUGCUUAUUGUAGCAGGAGCAGGCCAGUUCAGCGAACAGUGGGCUGAGUACAUUCUGUUUGCGGCCUUGCUUCUGGUUGUCUGCGUGAUAUUUGCCAUCAUGGCCCGUUUCUAUACUUACAUCAAUCCAGCGGAGAUCGAGGCUCAGUUUGAUGAUGAUGACAAGAAAAAGAGCCUGGAAAAUAGCUAUUCCACGGUGACUCCCGUCUCACAGACGCAGAUGUAAAUGUCAGGAAGCAAGUGGAGGAUGGACUGGGUCCGGAACAUGCCCUGGCUUCUGUCCCCUGGUGGCAGGACACUCUGAUGGGGAAGACUUCAGAAUUGCGAACCAAGAAAGCUCUUUUCUAAAAGCUGCCAGCGGUGAACCUAAAAGUCUGGAAGAAGUCUUUUUUUUUUUUUUUUAAAGAAAAGUCAUAUUUAAAGCAUGCACACAUACACACAUACAUACACUUCUACAACCAUGAGUCUCUAUCCUGCCUUUAACUCCUUUUCUACCACAUGAAUGAAGUUAUUUUGGACUAAACUUUUUGAAAGGGUGGCAAAGUUCCAUAUUGUUUGCAUUCCAGCACUCUUUGAAAACACUGUUCGAUGCGGCAGGAGCCAAUGUGAAAAAGUGAAUUUACAGGCUUUAGAAUGGAAUAUAAUAAGCACCGGCUAGUAUUAACUGAUAACUUUACCUUUUGUUUUUUUGUUUUGUUUUUUCCAUUCCCUACCUCUUUAAAUUUUGUGUGACUCAAAAGACCACUCAGGUAAAGGCCAGUAAUGACUUUUGGAGUUUCAGGAAUGUAUGAAAUACCUUCCUGUUCUUAAGAGCAAGUGUCUGUGUGUUCUGGGGGUAGGAUAAGAAAUCCUUAACAUGGGUCCUGAUUCUAAAAGUCAUGUACACUCAAUAAAGUGUCAUCAGCGGUUGAUAAAAGUAUGAACAAAAGCAAUGCCCACGUACAAUAAA